Messenger RNA from Ziziphus jujuba (common jujube), 618 nucleotides. RefSeq names its product chaperone protein dnaJ 20, chloroplastic. The transcript has a single exon. The coding region runs from base 31 to 531 and encodes 166 amino acids. NCBI's taxonomy places the organism in Eukaryota, Viridiplantae, Streptophyta, Magnoliopsida, Rosales, Rhamnaceae. Gene Ontology annotation, cellular component: chloroplast. The record is from RefSeq and is a predicted model, not a curated record.
UAUACCUCUUUCUCAAAAACUCUCCCAUAAAUGGAGGUUCAUUUGCAAAUGACUCCCAAUAUUACGAAGUUGGGAAAAUCAGGGCAUAUAAUUUCUUUUAAGCUCAACAGUACCAUUUCAUGUAGAGCAAAUGAACUGGCAAUACCAAAAACAAAGACAAACUUUUAUGAGGUACUUUCUCUUGGAUCAGAGAAUGUAGGGUUUGAUGAGAUCAAGAAGGCUUAUAGAAGCAUGGCUCUUCGAUACCAUCCGGAUGUUUGUCCUCCUUCCGAAAAAGAGCAGUCCACGAAACGAUUUAUGGAGCUUCAAAAGGCGUGUGAAACACUCUCCAAUCCAGUUUCACGUAAAAUGUAUGACUAUUAUGAGUUGGGUUUGGUCGAUCAUAAAGCAGGGUAUGGGAUGGAGAGCUUUUGUAUGGAGAAAAGGAGGUCUAUGUUUCCCAAAGAAGUGUGGGAAAACCAGCUCUCUGGGUUGAAAAAAAGGUCCCAAAUCAGAAUGAAGAGGAAAAAUAGUAGAUGUCAUAGGAAUUGAUUAUUUAAUAAAGCAUUCAAUUUGUAUCGAAGUCUUAAUUUGUACUGUUGAUAAUAUAUUUGAGCAUUUAUAGCAUUUAUGAAUAUA